Messenger RNA from Penicillium subrubescens, 798 nucleotides. RefSeq lists its product as uncharacterized. The transcript has a single exon. The record is from RefSeq and is a predicted model, not a curated record. Lineage: Eukaryota; Fungi; Ascomycota; Eurotiomycetes; Eurotiales; Aspergillaceae. Bases 1 to 798 code for a protein of 265 amino acids.
AUGAGUUCUGACCCUGGGUCCGAGGACUCGGUCGUCUGCGAUGUCCAUUUCCAACAGCUCUCGCCAUAUACCGUCCGCGGCAUCCUACUCGACACGAAGUGGACCCGCUGCCGGUAUCCUUCACUUUGUUACCCAAGCCACAUGGGCAGUCUAGCUGGUCAGGUACGCGCGCCAUACCUUCCUAUCGCCUGUGAGCUGAGCCCAAAUGGCCAUCGAUUCCUCCCGGACAAGACACUGGACGAGGUGUGCCCAGACUGGAGACAAUACAUGACUGGAAAGACACCCCUCCCUCCAACCUACAGCCAUCUACAAGGUGCUUGGGACGCGUGGUGCAAGAACGAACGACGACGCUACUUCGAGCUCGGAGUGCCUUAUCCUACUGUUGCUGGGACUGCAAAAUGGAUCCCAUUUGGUCCAAAGAAACAGCCAAUGGGCCCGGAGUGCUACGAGGCCUUGGGAGAGCAUCAAUAUGACCUCCUUCGGGUUAACGCUGAGGUCACUGUUUCAGUGCCGGGCUCGCUGAUUGAUAGUGGGAGAGCCCCCAGCAUUGGCCUGGUUCGACAAAUGGGAGAUGAGAGAUCUACAGCUUGCGGGAAAGAAAGAGAGAAACCAAACGAAUGGAAUCUGCCCCAAGAGAGUAUUCGCGUGAAACAUCCGGCGACCUGGCUUCCACGCGGUACUGCAAUUGAACUUUGGAGCGAUGGUCUGUUCGAUAUCCCUGGUACGCGGUGGGAUAUUGGAAGCCUCGGGCGCGUGCAAGAAAGUGAUUGGGAAUUACUGAGCCAUGCUGAACUUUGA